AAAAGGUUGGCGAGGCGCUUUAUUUAGGGGAAAGGUCGCAGUUGGCCCAUCUUUCACCGUGGACUCACUGAUAGAGUGCCACAUCAAGAAAUCGAUCUGAAAGGUUUAACCAGGCAGUGGCGGAUUGUUGAACCAACAUGGCACUUCUCAGAGGCGUAUUUGUUGUAGCAGCCAAGCGCACUCCAUUUGGUACCUAUGGUGGUGUGUUAAAGGAUCACAGUGCAACAGACCUGGCUGAGCAUGCAGCCAAGGCUGCCCUUGCUGCAGGGGGCGUGGCCCCAGAGAUGGUUAACAGCGUCAUUAUGGGAAAUGUCAUGCAGAGCUCAGCUGAUGCUCCAUACAUUGCUCGUCAUGUUGGUUUGAGGUGCGGCGUUCCCAUCCCUGUGCCUGCCCUCACUGUGAACAGACUCUGUGGUUCUGGUUUUCAGUCCAUCAUCAGUGGUGCACAUGAGAUUUGUCUGAAGGAGUCAGAGGUGGUCCUGUGUGGAGGUUCGGAGAGCAUGAGCCAAGCUCCGUACGCUGUCCGCAACAUCCGCUUUGGUACAAAGUUUGGAGUUGAUCUUAAGCUAGAGGAUACUUUGUGGGCAGGUCUGACUGAUCUGCACAUCAAGAUCCCGAUGGGCAUCACAGCUGAAAACCUGGCAGAGAAAUACCAGAUUACACGAGAAGACUGUGACAACUAUGCAUACCAGACUCAACAAAGGUGGAAGGCAGCUCAUGAGGGUGGCCACUUUACAGCUGAAAUAGCUCCCAUUGACGUGAAAGCUAAGAAAGGCAAAGUGCCCAUGGUUCAGGAUGAACACCCUCGACCUCAGACCACACCAGAACAAAUGGCCAAACUGCCUCCUGUCUUCAAGAAGGGAGGGACCGUCACCGCUGCCAACGCUUCGGGUGUCUCUGAUGGUGCUGCUGCUGUGGUGAUCGCAAGUGAGGAUGCGCUGAAAGAACACAAGCUCACUCCGCUGGCCAGAAUCGUGGCCUAUCAUGUGUCAGGCUGUGACCCAAGCAUUAUGGGAAUUGGCCCAGUUCCAGCAAUUACAGAAGCUCUCAAAAAAGCCGGCCUGUCUCUCAAAGACAUGGAUCUUGUGGAGGUGAAUGAGGCCUUUGCUCCUCAGUACCUGUCUGUUGCCAAGGCUCUUGGACUGGACCCAGAGAAAAGCAAUGUUAACGGGGGAGCUAUCGCCGUCGGACAUCCUCUCGGUGCCUCUGGAACACGCAUCACUGCUCACCUAGUGCAUGAGCUCAGGCGACGGGGAGGCAAGUACGCCGUUGGGUCUGCCUGCAUUGGUGGAGGUCAAGGCAUUGCAAUCAUCCUGGAAAACUGCUGAUGGACAAAGCUGUCAUUUGAAGAUGGAUUACAUUACAAUAUUGUCCUGCACACACACCGUCCACACCUGUGAAAUCUAACACAGUUGAUACACUCUCAAAAGAUUGUUUUAUUGACAUAUAAUGUAUGUAAAUCCCUUUUUUGCUGCUUACUCAGUUUGUCACUUGAGUUGAUUUGUAGAAAAUCUACUGAUGCCUGCAAGAUAAGGAACUAACUGAUCUACCCCAGUGGUGUAGGAGUCUGUUAUGUGCCUAAAAUACAGUACUGGGUCUUUGGUAAAUUUAACAUGUGUAGUAUACCAUUAAAAUGAACUGUUUGCCUUAAAAUGCUCUUGAUCGCUCCAUUUUCAGGUGUUGGUGUUAUCUGCGCCUGCAGCACUCGAAACAAAGGAUUUUGUACAUGUGUCAAAGAAUCCAAAUUAAAAUUUUCAUACAAAUCAAAAUAA
This is a messenger RNA of Melanotaenia boesemani (Boeseman's rainbowfish), 1772 nucleotides long. It is a transcript of the gene acaa2, whose product is annotated as acetyl-CoA acyltransferase 2. The record is from RefSeq and is a predicted model, not a curated record. The transcript has 10 exons. Bases 138 to 1328 code for a protein of 396 amino acids. Gene Ontology annotation, molecular function: acetyl-CoA C-acetyltransferase activity. Lineage: Eukaryota; Metazoa; Chordata; Actinopteri; Atheriniformes; Melanotaeniidae. Gene Ontology annotation, biological process: fatty acid beta-oxidation.